GGCUUGGGGCCCGCAGAUGCCGGCCUUCGCCUUCGGGGGAGAGAAGCUGCGGUCAGCGGCUGGGGGCGGUGCGACGGUUUACGUGCCCUGGACGUUUGGGCGGUUCGCGCGCCCCCGGGUUGGAGACGGGUCGGGUCCUGCUCGCAGGGUUCCAGAGCGCUCAGUGUCUAUCCCUCACGUCCCUCGUCUGUACUCCCUGCCGCCUCCUGGCGAUGUAAUCUUGGAAGAGUUGUUUAAUUUUUUCUCCGUGAAAUAGGUUAAAUAAUAGUUUUAUCUAGCGCAGUGAUGUUGUGAGAAUUACGUGACUAGAUGUAAAAAUGCUUAAAAUGCAUGCUGAAAGGUGGCCAGCUGUUCCCAAACUACUGUUUCUUACCCAAGAAACGCUAAGUUCCCUGAAAGCUGUGAGCCCGCAAGGGGAUCCGAGCUGCGGUGCAGCCCCUUCUCUGAUCUUUGCAGGAAGCGGGACUGUGCCUGGAUUUCUAGUGACUGUUCCCACCGCUUUUUUAAAGGAUGAGUGGGUCUCACUCCCAGGUGAUGUUUGGGGGCGUCCAUUGUAAUUUAUCUUGAACUAGUGACAGAACUGUGAUUAUUUCUAGUCUGCUUUCCUUCCUCAGCCCUGACUUCACAAAGAGGGCUGCAAGAGAGGAGGGCGUGCACCCUGGCUCCUGGUAACGUCCUAAUAAGGACUUAAUAUGUUCUUAGAUAGAGAACAGAUUUACUUUACGUAUUGGCAAUUUUUUCUGCUGGGAAAGUGUUAGGAUAUUUAGAAUAAACGAGAUUGGAUGGGACAUGUGUUGAUGAAUGAUAAAAAAAAAAAUUAACUGAUUAAUAUGUAGAGUGCCAGGUACUCUUCUAAGGGCUUUCUAUGGUUACUUAGUUUAAUUCUCAUAACACACCCCGUAGGUAUUUUUAUUAUUUUUGUUUUACAGAUGAGAACACUGCUUUGUAAAGAAUUUAAGUUUCUUGCCCAAAGUCAAACAACACGGAAGAAUUGGAACUGGGAUUUGAACCCAGACAGCCUGGCUUCUUGAUGUUUAUGCCAUACACUCCUUCAGCACUAAAAGAUGUUCUACUUUCCCAAGACUCUACCCAUCCCUGGAAGGAGCAGGAGAAAAUGACCAAGUUUCAGGAGACAGUGACAUUCAGGGACGUGGCUGUGGUCUUCACCGAGGAAGAGCUGGGGUUGCUGGACUCUGCUCAAAGGAAGCUCUACCGAGAUGUGAUGGUGGAGAACUUCAGGAACCUGGUCUCUGUGGGGUGUCAACCCUUUAAACCAGAUACGAUACUACAGCUGGGGCAAGAAGAGAGGCUUUGGAUGAUGGAGACAGAAACCCAAGGAGAUGGAUGUUCGGGACACAGGAGUCAAAAUGAGAUAGAGGCUCUUCAAAAGGCAGGGUUAAGAUACCUUUUACAUGAAGUCCUUAUCUGCUGGCAAGUGUGGGAGCAAUUUGCAAGUAAAUUAACUAGAAAUCAAGACUCUGUAACAAAUCUUCAAGGCAAGAGGUCCAAGUUGCUAAUUCAAAAUGAUUCCCCCUGUCAGAUGUGGGCAGGAGAAUCCAUUCAGGUUUCUGAAGAUGGGAAAUAUGUGAUGAAGCUUCAAGAGGAGAGUUCCAUUAGUAUCAAAAAUCAAGAGUUUCCAUUUAGGACUAACUGGGAUUUCUGGAGGAAGCUGUAUCUGAGAGAGACACAGAAUUACCAGAAUAGGUGUCAGCAAGUUGACGUAAAAAAUAAAUUGUGUAAAUGUGAUCAGUGUGUUAUGAAAAAGAGCUGUCAUCACUGUGAUGACCAUGAAGUACACAAAAGAGAGAAAGCUUUUAGCCACAAUAACUGUGGAAAAGACUUCAUGAAGAAACCAUCCCAGCAUAGUAUAAUCCACUCAGGAGAGCAUUCCUCUGAUGAGAAUGGAAAAGGCUUCAGCGUUGCCUCUAAUCUUGAACUUCAUCAGCAAUUACAGUUAAGAGAAAAGCCUCGUACAUGUAAUAGUGAAUGUGGAAAGGCUAUCAGUUAUAGCUCAUUGCUUUCCAUUCAUCAGAUCGACUCAGCAGUAACAGGUAAGGGUUCCAUUCAUCAGAGUGUUCACAUAGGAGAGAAGUGCUGUAGGAAUGAUGAGUGUGGUGAGGACUUCAGUCAGAACUCACAUAUGCAAACUCAUCAGAGAGCCAUCACAGGAGAGAAACCCUACAGAUGUCGAGUAUGUGCUAAGAGCUUUAAUCAGACCUCCUUUCUUCCUAAUCAUGACAUUUUUCACACAGGAGAGAAGCCAUAUAAGUGUGACAGAUGUGAGAAGGGCUUCAGUCAUACCUUUGAUCUUAACAUUCACUGUGUAGAUAACACUGGAGAGAAAUCUUAUAAAUGUGAUGUUUAUGAUAAACGUUUCAGUCAGACAUCACAACUUCAAGCCCAUCAGAGAGCCUGUACUAGAGACAAAACAUACAAAUGGGAAGUGUGUGAUAAGGUACUUAAUCAGAAUUCUGGCCUUCAUCAGAGAGUCAGCACUGAAGAAAAACCACAUAAAUGUGAGGUGUGUCAGAAGAGCUUCAGUAAGGCCUCAAAUCUUCAAGCCCAUCAGAGAAUCCACACUGGAGAGAAACCAUACAAAUGUGAUACGUGUGAUAAGAACUUCAACCGUAAUUCCCAUCUUCAAGCCCAUCAGAGAGUUCACACAGGAGAGAAACCAUACAAAUGUGAAACCUGUGGUAAGGACUUCAGUCAGAUUUCACAUCUUCAGGCCCAUCAGAGAGUUCACACAGGAGAGAAGCCAUACAAAUGUGAGACAUGUGGUAAGGGCUUUAGUCAGAGUUCACAUCUUCAGGACCAUCAGAGAGUCCACACUGGAGAGAAACCCUACAAAUGUGAGGCAUGUGGUAAGGGUUUUAGUUGGAGUUCACAUCUUCAGGCCCAUCAGAGAGUCCAUACAGGAGAGAAACCCUAUAAGUGUGAAGAAUGUGGGAAAGGCUUCAUUUGGAACUCGUAUCUUCAUGUUCAUCAGAGGAUCCACACAGGAGAAAAACCCUAUAAAUGUAGCACGUGUGGUAAGAGUUUCAGUCAGGCCUCACAUCUUCAAGCCCAUCGAAGAGUUCACACUGGAGAGAAACCAUACAAAUGUUUUGUAUGUGGUAAGGGCUUUAGUCAGAGUUCAUGUCUUCAGGUUCAUCAGAGAGUUCAUAAUGGCGAUAAAUCCAAUACAUGUGAUGAGUGUGAUAAAAGUGUUCUUCAGAACAUAGACUUCUCAUUCUCAUCAGAAAAUCCACACAGCAGAGGAUAUUUAUAAAACGUGUUUUUGGAAUUCAAGAAUAAGCUGAGUUUUUCACAGUCAUUCAAGUUCCAUUGGAGAAAACUUAUUGUAUGAAUAUUGCCAGUGUUUCAGGCAGAGCUCAGAAUGUCACAGUUCCAAAGAGAACACACAGCAGAGAAACUCUACAAAUGUUACAGUAAGGGUUUCAGUCAGAACCUUCACAUUCAACAGAGCUUACAUGAAAGCAAGGCCUUAAAAAUGACAAAUAAGGUCAGAACUUUAGCAGUAUUGUACAUGACAAAAUCCAUUUCCCCUAGAACGUAAGCUCCAUGAAAGCAGGAACUUUGUUUACUGCUGUAUCACCAUGACCUCAACCCAGUGCCUGACAAAUUUUAGGUGCCAUGUCACUGUUGACCUCUACAGAGAGGGUAAACCUAUUAUAAACAGGACAGAUAUUUGAGAAGUUUUUAGUGAAUUCAACCCCAAAUAUUCAAAAUAAACUGUACUAGGAAAAGGUUUCUUGUACAAGGCCUUAAAAAUUAAUUCAAGGACAGUAUCAUUUAAUAAAAAUACACAAAAUCUGCAAUUUGAGUAUAAGACUUUUUUGCAGUUAAUGCUUGUCCUCUGCUCAGCUUCUCUUCUCAAGUAGUAAUGGACUUAAGUUUUUAUCUUACCGUGUAAGGGUUUCUCUGAACAGUGUACCAUCAGUAGUAUAUAAGUCUCACUUUCUUUCUUUUCUUGAGUCUUUUGUGAUAAGAACAGACUGAAUUAAAAAACAAAACAAAACUUUUUUAAUUCCAUAAAGCUUCCCAAGAAAAGGGUGUGUAAAAGAUAAGGGAACAUUUGAUAACAUACCACCAACUGAGGCCCUUUGGAUGUUCAACUAAGCUUUUAAGGGCACAGAGAAUUUUGAACACCACCCUGUACUUCUCAGACACUUUAGUGGUUUUUAAGUAUGCUUGGUUGAAGGGCUUACUCAACCAGAUGUAUAUUUAAUGUGGGUGGGAUCAGUGUUCCACAGUUUUUUUUCUUCUGGACCUAAUAGUGAAAGAAGGAGCCCAGGUGGUGCAACGGUUAAGUGCUCAGCUGCUAACUGAAAGGUUGGCAGUUUGAACCCACCAGCAGCUCUGUGGGAGAAAAGACCAGGCAGUCUGCUCCCAUAUAGAUUACAGCCUAGGAAACUCUAUAUCGGGCAGUUCUGCUCUGUCCUACAGGGUCACUAUCAGUUGGAAUCAACUCGACAGCACAUGACAACAACUCUCCAGGACACUAAAUACUUAAAUUCUGUGAUAUUUCAAGUUUCACAUUACCAUCAGAAAUUUAGGGCCUUUAAUAUUCUGCUGUACCAUUGCCAGAUACUAGAGUGGGCUACUAGUCUUCAUGGUUUUUAUGUCAGCUAUGAUGCUUUCUGUUGUAAUUAAUAGAAAACUCAAACUAGCUGAAACAAAAGGGAUUUAUUGAUACACUUAAUUAAAAAUAACAGGGCAGGCCUGGUUGAAACAGGGCUCUAGUUCAGUUCUUUUGUGACUGCCACAUACACACACACACACACGUGUUAGCUGUGGGUUAUGAUUUGCCAUUGUGACCAUGCAUCAACCUACUGGAGAAUCUUUGUACUUUUUUUUCAAAGUAAAAAGAUUUUUUUCCCCUAAAAAUGUACAUAAUACAGAAAAAAACACUUCUAAGAGUGAAAGUUGGUGGAAACACCACUGACACGUGCACUGUGACUGUUGAACUUUUUAGAUAUCUCUCUGUGUAUAUGGAUACAGAUUUUACUCACUUUUACAAAACUAGGAUGGUAAUAUGCAUACUAUUCUGUAACUUGAUUUUCUCACUCAAUAUGUAAAGAAACAUUUUCUAUCAAUAUAGAUCUACAGCAUUUUAAUUGCACAGUAUUCCAGUAUAUACAGAUUAUAUAUUAACCAAUUUCCUGCUGACGAAUGUUCAGUCUGUGUCUUCUAAACAACUGUUCGUUGAAAAAUUUAGGACAGUAACAUCCAUCCUCAUGCACUUGUACUGUUACUUCCUUGAGUGAAAUUUUUAGAAUUCACGCUGAAUCAAAGGAUAAUCACUUUUAACUCUGGUCAGUGUUACUGGGCAGCUACCUUUCUAGGAGGCACUUGAGAUGAAUAAUGGAUAUCCGACUUUGGACAGAAAUGACCUGCUGGGAAUUUACUUUCCUGUCACAAGAAAAUAAAUCCUCAAUGGAUAAGGACACCAUUCAGAGCCUCCACAAUUUUUUACAAGCAAUGUCUGUCAUUAAAAACAAAAUUAUUCAGUGUUUCUAGGAAAAAGGGCCUAAUGACCAAAAACCAAGAGAAAAGCAAUAGAAACUGACCCCCACAUGAUUUAGAUACUAGAAUACUAGACAUGGACUUAAAAAUAACAUGUUCUUGGAAAUAUGGACAAUUUCACCAGAGAACAAAAUCUAUUAAGAAUCAUAUAGCCCUGGAUCAAAACAACAACAAAAAAAUAAAACUGAAAUUAAGAAUUUAAUAGGUAGGCUUAAAAGCAGAUUAGAUGUAGCCAGAACUGUAUAUUCUCUAACCUGCAGAGUUUAGUAGCCUGUGAGUUCCUCUAGGGUGGACACCGUGUCUUAUAUGUAAUGUCUGUGCAGUAAAUAUAGAUACAAAGCUCCAGAGGGUAGGAUCCUUGUUGGAGAGAGAGUUUUGGGAGUCAAGAGUUAAGCUCUCAGCUAAUUUAUACUUCCUCUUUGAGUGACAGGUCCUAGACAGACAUGAAUAAGUCUUGUUUUUGAAUGGAACCAACAUAACGUACCCCUGUUGUCAAGAAUCCUCCCUGAGAUUUCAAAUCAGAGAUUCUGGGACCUUCUGUCCUUGAUAAUUAGGGCCUAUGUGGUGUUACUGCGGAAACCCUGGUGGCGAAGUGUUUAAGUGCUAUGGCUGCCAACCAAAAGGUUGGCAGUUCGAAUCCACCAGGUGCACCUUGGAAACUGGGGCAGUUCUACUCUGUCCUAUAGGGUCACUCUGAGUCAGAAUCGACUCGACAGCAGUGGGUUUGGUUUUUGGUGUUACUGCACUUGCGACACUUAGAAAAGGAAAAGAACCUGAAAGUUUUGACUCAGAAGUGUGAGGAAAGAGGUGAGAAUUGCAUAAGGUCUUGGCUGGGGGGCAAUCUGUUGAGGGUGAGAAAAGAGGAAAAGAUCUUCAGGGAAAAAGGUAUGUGAGUAAAUGGUUUAGGUGAGAAAAAUAACCCAUCAUCAUAGCUGGUUAAGUGUUAGACUUGCUUCCAGGUUUCACCCACACUAGUCUAGGUAGGACUGGUACUACUGAUUCUUUCCUUCCCUCUAACCUGCUUUCUUAGUACCUUGCCCUGCUCCGAGAGGAGGACAGUUUAAACAAGGCAAGUUUUAGGGAAGUGGAACUUUCUAAAUAACUUGUCCAUUCUCAGAGAGUGGACACCUCUCUUAUGAAAAAAAGCUCAACAUCAGUUGAAGUACAGCCAGGUCACUAUUCUUAUUGUAUUUAAGCCUCAGUGAGGUAAAUGGUAUCUAUUGCAACAUGAACAAACAGGCUAUAGAAAGUUAAGACUAUUGCCCUAGUUCACACAGCAGCAGGAUUUGAACAAAUGGACCAAUGAUUUUAAACAAUGUUUGAUUAUGAGAAAUUUCAAAAACACUCAAAAGCAGAAGAUAAUGAUGGACCCCAUGUACGCAUCACACAGAUUCAACAUCAUCAAGAUUUUACCACAUUUGCUGAAUCUAUCCCUUUUAUCUUUCCUGAAAUAGUCUUAAACAAAUCCCUAAUACUGUAUUUCUUUUCACACCUACUUACUUUAAUAGGUAUCUCUUAAAUACGGAUUAUUUUUUACAAAACCG
This is a messenger RNA of Loxodonta africana (African savanna elephant), 7073 nucleotides long. RefSeq names its product zinc finger protein 233 (gene ZNF233). The transcript is spliced from 5 exons. Gene Ontology annotation, molecular function: RNA polymerase II cis-regulatory region sequence-specific DNA binding; DNA-binding transcription repressor activity, RNA polymerase II-specific. The record is from RefSeq and is a predicted model, not a curated record. The coding region runs from base 1031 to 3271 and encodes 746 amino acids. Gene Ontology annotation, biological process: negative regulation of transcription by RNA polymerase II. NCBI's taxonomy places the organism in Eukaryota, Metazoa, Chordata, Mammalia, Proboscidea, Elephantidae.